Eurypyga helias (sunbittern) is the source of this 1316-nucleotide messenger RNA. RefSeq names its product flocculation protein FLO11-like. Lineage: Eukaryota; Metazoa; Chordata; Aves; Eurypygiformes; Eurypygidae. Gene Ontology annotation, biological process: inflammatory response; immune response; chemokine-mediated signaling pathway. The record is from RefSeq and is a predicted model, not a curated record. Gene Ontology annotation, molecular function: chemokine activity; CCR chemokine receptor binding. The transcript is spliced from 2 exons. Gene Ontology annotation, cellular component: extracellular region. The annotation marks the transcript as partial.
GGCAACCCAAAGCACUUCAGACGUGUUCAAAGGAGUGCGGUGGUUUCAGUUCAGAGAUAGCGGCGAAGCGGAUAAGGAGCUACCGCAGGGCUGAACCCGGCUGCCGCAAACCAGCCGUCAUACUGGUUACGGUGAAGUCUGUGGAGAUUUGUGCAGACCCAGCGGCAGAGUGGGUGAAGAAGAUCGUGAAGAAGCUGGACCAGAAAAAGGCUGCAGCCUCCCUGCUUCCACAUGAUGCCCCCUCGACAGCGGCACCCCAACAGCCCGGUGUUUUUCAGAAACACGUUGGUCUUACCAUAACAGCUCCAUCUCAGUCCACUGCCCCAGCUAGUGACUCCCAAGGGACUGGCACAAGAGUCUGGGAGAGAACACACGUUCCUGCUGCUGGGAUGGAGGUGAGCAGCCAGACCCCACCAGCCGUGCAGGACACCAGCCGGCUCCCUGCAGGGGCGUCCCCCGUGAUACGGGAAGGUGAUGCCCACUCUGAAGUCACUCCAGAAGCAAACAGAAGUUCCUUAAAAUCUCCUCUACCUUCAACAACUGUGGCAGCAGGCAUGGUCUCCAGCCAGCCCACCCCAUAUCCCACGGCACUUGUCCGUGGCUUUGACAACAUCGUAGGCUCUGCGGAAGAACCUGUGGGACAUACCGCAAAUGCUACAGCCGACGUUCGAGACGCGGCUUCUCCCAGCUCACAUGCAGACCCCAUGGCCAUUACUGAAGGAUCACACCGUCCUGUACUUCCUACAGAUGAAUCCCUGGACCCUACAAGUGCAGGAGCCAUCGCACCAGACACUGGUUCCAGCAGUGUGAGCUCCGACCUCCCCUCCACCCUGCCCGCAACUGAGAUCACCACAGUCCCAGCCACACCGCUUCCACCAGCCACUGCUUCAGCUUCCACUCAAAACUCCACAACAGCCAUAGGCAAAGGUCCUUCUGGCCGUACCGACGAGGUUGUCAGUUCCUCUGCAGGUGCUUUUGGUACUAGAACAUUCGAUUUUUCACCACCUGUAGGAAAGCGAGAGCCCUCGGAUACGUUAGUUUUCACUAGUCAAGCAUUCUCAGGCCAAGCCAGAGUGCGGAUGACUACGGACAGACCAAACGGUCUGCCUCUUCCCAGCUUCUCGUCAAGAUCUCAGAUGCACUUUGUCAUCCCAGUUUCUGUGGUAGGUGGUCUGAUGGCUUGCAGUGUUGCUGCUGUAUGGCUUUAUCUAAAAUUCGGCGUCAAAACAGAGGAAAUGUCAAGAGAAAUGGUACAGGGCUUGCUCUACCAGCAUAAGGGGCAUCAAAACAAUGUCUAUCCCAUGGAAGUAAUCUGA